Molecule: messenger RNA, 4701 nt
Organism: Anolis sagrei ordinatus
Lineage: Eukaryota; Metazoa; Chordata; Lepidosauria; Squamata; Anolidae
Gene: LAMC2
Product: laminin subunit gamma 2
Biological process (GO): cell migration; morphogenesis of a polarized epithelium; cell-cell adhesion
Cellular component (GO): basement membrane; laminin-332 trimer
Molecular function (GO): integrin binding
Source: RefSeq, a predicted model, not a curated record
GACCCUCCUUGGAAGAGACUGGGGCUGGAGUGCCUUUUGGACCUGGGGACCAGAGCCCUCCUGAGUUUCCAGAAAUGCCCCAGCAUUGGCUUGUCACUUUGAGCUGCCUUGCAGCCUCUCUUCUCCUCCCUGCAGCUGUUGGCACCCGAAGAAGAGAAGCUUGCGAUUGCAAUGGGAAAUCCAGACAGUGCAUGUUUGACACUGAAUUACUCAGACGAACAGGAAAUGGUUACGUGUGCCUCAAUUGUAUUGACAACACAGAGGGGCCUCACUGCGAACGGUGUAAGGAGGGUUUCUAUCGGCAGCGUGAUCAAAAUGGUUGUGUGGCAUGCAACUGCAACCCUACAGGUUCUGUUGGAGCACAGUGUAAUAACCAGGGUCGAUGCCACUGCAAAUCUGGUGUGAGAGGUGAUAAAUGUGACCGAUGCCAGCACAAUUUCCAUUCCUUCUCAGAGGCUGGCUGCUUACCUGCCGGGCAGACACAGAUUUCCCGCUGUAAUUGUGAUCCAGAUGGAAGCACAGGGGAAUGCGUGUCAGGACGCUGCAUUUGCAAAACAGCAGUUACAGGAGAUCAAUGCAACAGUUGCAAGCAGGGCUAUUAUAACCUCGAUGCAGGAAAUCCAGAAGGCUGCUCUCAAUGCUUCUGUUCUGGACACUCAACUACAUGUACUAGUGCAAAAAACUAUAGCGUGCAUAAGAUUGCCUCUUCUUUCCAACAAGGAGAUGAAGGCUGGCAAGCUCAUGGAAAUGGGUCCCCUUUUCAGCUCCAUUGGUCUCCCUACCAUAAGGAAGUUUAUGUGGCAAAAAGAAGAUCAGGUCCUAUCUAUUUUGUGGCGCCAGACAAGUUCCUUGGAAACCAGCAGCUGAGUUAUGGGCAGACAGUGUCUUUUGAUUAUCGCGUGAACCGACCUGGACAUCACCCUUCUCACCAUGAUGUUGUCUUGGAAGGAGCUGGUUUUAAAAUCAGCACUCCUCUUGCACCCCAUGGAAAGGUGCUGUCUUGUAGAGCCAGCAAGACAUACACAUUCAGGUUGGAUGAGCACCCAAGCAGUAACUGGAAUCCUAGGCUGAGUAAAACAGAGUAUCACCAAUUAAUUGGGAACUUGACAUCUCUUCGAAUCAGAGCUACUUUUGGAGAAACCACAGGCUACCUCAGUAACAUCAAUUUGGUUUCGGCACGGCCAGAACCUGGUACACCAGCACCCUGGGUGGAACAAUGUGUGUGCCCGACUGGAUAUCAGGGGCAAUUCUGUGAGAAAUGUGCUCCAGGAUACAAGAGAGAGGAUUUUGCUAGACGUGGAGCUCUCGGCAACUGUGUGCUGUGCAGUUGCCAGGGAGGAGGACUCUGCGACCCAGACACAGGAGAAUGUUAUUCUGGAGAUGAAAACAUGGAGCCUAUACACGCUGCCUGCCCAGCUGACUAUUACCGGCCCACUUGGAACCCACAGAGCUGCCAACCGUGCCCUUGUCAAAGAGGACAUGGCUGUUCGGUCCGACAGAGUACAGGAGAAAUUGUUUGCAACAAGUGCCUUCCAGGCACUGAUGGAGUUCGCUGCGAGUUUUGUAUCUCUGGCUAUUUUGGAGACCCUUUGGGUGAACAAGGUCCAGUACGGCCCUGCCAACCAUGCCGGUGUCAAAACAUUGACCCAAAUGCUUCCUUGAUGUGCAACCAAUUGACAGGGGAAUGCCAUUGCAGGGAUGGGUUCUUUGGAAAUCCUGUGUCUCCUAACCCAGCAGAAAAAUGCCGAGCUUGCAAUUGUAAUCCAGUAGGAACUGUUGAGCCCCUGCAGUGUCAGAGAGAUGGAAGCUGCAUUUGUAAGCCAGGAUUCGAAGGACGAAGCUGCGAACACCGUCUCCUCUGUCCAGCCUGCUACAGUCAAGUGAAGAUUCAGGUAGAUCAGUAUCUCCAGAGACUACAAGGACUUGAAACACUUGUACACCAGAUAAAAACCAAUGGAAACCAAGGAGAUAAUGCAGAACUAGAGAGGAAGAUGCGAGAGGCUGAAGAGAUGCUCCAACAAGUCUUGAGAGAAGCCCAGCACUUACAAGCCUCUGACAGGACCUUGGGGAGCCGCCUGUCAAAGAUGAAGGCUCAAGGUUUGACCUACCAGAGUCGUUUGGAUGAGAUAAACGAGACAACUGACAGACUGCAGUCUUUGGAAAGACAAUACCAAAGCCAAGUGCAAGAUACCAGGAGGCUGGUGGCAAGAGCGCGUACAGAUUUGGAGCAAAGCAAAGCACAAAUGGAAGGCAUGGUUAUUCCAUCUCCAGGCAUCCCUGGGGGUUCAAACAGUUUUUUAAACCUGGCCCAAGAAGCAAUGGAGUUAGCAAAUAGCCACAUGCAACUGGCAAAUACCAUUGAGCAAGCAUCCCGUGCCGCAGAAGAUGCUUCCCAACAGGCAUUAACAUUGCUGCAGCCAUAUUUGAGUGGAGAAACCAUACUGGCCAACUCUGCACAUGGGCUUCAAGAAAAAUAUGAUGAAGUAAAGCUGCUCUCAAGUGCAUUGGAAGCCGAUGCUGGCAGAGCUGCGUCUGAUGCCAAUAAGGUCUACCAGGAUAGCCAGUUGUUGUUUGGCUCUCUGGCACGCUUACCAAAGGUUGACAUAAACUUCUUUCAGGGAGAAGCCACUCAACUCCGGCAGAGAGCAGACUCCUUAUCAAACUUAGUGGAAACGUACAUGGCAGAAUACAGACGGCUACAAGGCAACAUCAAGAACUGGGAGGAUGAGAUGAAAAUGCAGUUGCAAAAAGGACAAAAUGACAGACUGGUGUCAAUCCAACUGUUGUCCCGUGUCAACCUCGCCAAGAGUAAAGCCCAGCAGGCACUGAGUGCUGGCAAUGCUACUUUUGAUGAAGUUGAUAGCAUCUUAAAGAAUUUGCGAGAGUUUGAUCUUCGAGUAGGAGACAGGCAAGCAGAGGCCAGAGAUGCCAUGCGAAAGCUUCCUCUCAUCAGCGGUAUGAUUGCCAGUGCCAAUGAGAAGACAACGCGUGCGGAAGCAGCCCUGGGCACUGCCGUAACAGAAGCUGGAUCAGCCAGGAGAAUGGCUGGAGAAGCAAGGGAAAUAAUUGGUGGCAUUGAUCAGGAAAUAAGGCGAUUGGCUUUGGAAGCCAACAGGACAGCAGAUGGAGUGCUAACCCUGGAGCAAGGGAUUGUGUCUCUGCGGAAAGAGACCAAAGAUACGGAAAGUGAGCUACAAAAAAAGGCAUUGGAGGUUGACAUGGAUGCCACCAUGGCCCAGGAAGCUCUUCAAAUGUCACAGAGCGCCAAGGCAGAUGCUGGCAGUGCUGGGAUGGCUGUCCAAGACCUGCUGAGAACAUUAGAAGAUGUUUUACGAAUGAUGGAGCAACCUGAGUCCUUGGAUGAUCAAGGUGUGACUUCGCUUGAGAUGAAUCUCAAUAAGGCCAGAAAAAGACAUAAUCAAUUGAAAGAGCUAAUGUUACAACUGGAGCAAACAGCCAGCCGACAGAAACUUCAGGUUCAGACACUGUAUAAGAGCAUUAUAGAGAUCAACGCUGAUAUCAAGAACCUGGAGGAGAUACGGGAUAAUCUCCCUCCCAAGUGUUAUAAUGUUCAACCCAUUGAGAGACCUUGAAGAUUUGCGAGGUAGGGGAAGCAAACUCACAAAUAUUCCUUCUGCCAAUACUUGGACUCAGCAUCUGGAUCAGAGUAAUGAUUUGGGAUGAUGCAGGAGAUCCAUCCCUCCUAAGGCUAGAUAGACUCAUUUCAAGUUGCAUUACCGUCAUGCAGCCAUUAAUCAGUUGGGACAGUACUGAAAGCUAUUCCAAUUGAUCCAGUCCUGGGGAGCAAGAAAUAAAAGAUGCCCUGACUUACUGUGUGGACUCUGUUGGAGCCAGGCGCUGAAUUACUAUAUUUUUUCCAGCUCUGAUUAUCUUUCUCCAAAUCUGGAGAAGGAUGGACGCUUGGAAGAAUUGCGUUUUGGACUAUAAUUCCCAGAAUCCUCAAGGUCCCAUUGACAGUGGCCAUGUAGUCUUAUGAAACUGUGGGAGGUGUAAUCCAAAAGUGUAAAUCUUCCAAGCUUUGUUUCUGAUUCCAUUAAAUCAGGGGUCCUCAAACUAAGGCCUGGGGGCCGGAUACAGCCCUCCAAUGUCAUUUACCCGGCCCUCGCUCAGGGUCAACCUAAGUCUGAAACAACUUGAAAUCGCACAACAACAACAACAAUCCUAUCUCAUCAGCCAAAAGGAGGCCCACACUUCUCAUUGAAAUAAUAAUGAGUUUAUACUAGUUAAAUUGUCUUCAUUUUAAUUAUUGUAUUGUUUUAAAGUGAUUUUUGCACUACCAAUAAGAUAUGUGCAGUGUGCAUAGGAAUUAAUUUAUGUUUUUUUUUUCAAAUUAUAAUCUGAUCCUCCAACAGUUUGAGGGACUGUGACGUGGCCCUCUGUUUAAAAAGUUUGUGGACCCCCGCAUUAAAUUAAUUGCCCCCCGUUAUCAAUUGUUUUGUUACUUCAAGUAACUUGUUGAGAUUAACUUCACAAUUCAGCAGCAGAACAGUUGCACAACUUCAGCGCUUUCCAGUAGCUUCUUCCUGCACAGUAUUUUCAGUCAACUGCUCCCACAGCCUGCAGUCACGCUGGAACCUUUUACAGACACUUGAGCACAUGCCCGGCCAUUGUCAGUUUUACCAUUGUCCUUCCUCCAGUCUAGAUGAUAUUACAAGCUUACCACAGCACACAGUUAUAUCU